Rhinocladiella mackenziei CBS 650.93 is the source of this 462-nucleotide messenger RNA. RefSeq lists its product as uncharacterized. The record is from RefSeq and is a predicted model, not a curated record. The coding region runs from base 1 to 462 and encodes 153 amino acids. The transcript has a single exon. NCBI's taxonomy places the organism in Eukaryota, Fungi, Ascomycota, Eurotiomycetes, Chaetothyriales, Herpotrichiellaceae.
AUGGACCUACUCGAGGGAGGCAUUGCUGAUGGCACGACCAGUCAUUGUCAUUUUCUAGAAGAAGACAGGCUUCGCUUCCUUGUACACGUCACCAAAGAAGAUAUCAUGACCUUCCUCAAGUGGAUACUGGACGUUUAUCCCAAAGUCCGGAAGAGAAGCACUUUGGAUGAAUACUGGAGAGUGUGGUGUAUGUUGUACCGAAAGUCGGUUGGGAAGAGUUUACAUGCUAAAGUCAUGGAGGAGGUCCGCGACGUAAGAGCAAAGAUGUGUUCAUCCGUGCGGGAAAAGCCAGUCAUGGACGUAGACGACGUGUUUCUUGUCCUCCAUCACUGGGUUCUAGACACAUCGGUCUUCCCGGUCGAACGACAACGACUCCAGCUCGCUCUCUUGCUUCUUCUCUCUGCGUACACAGCAACGAGGCCGGCUGCCUUGGUGUACAAGGUGACCGAUCGAAUUAAAUAA